This is a messenger RNA of Vidua chalybeata, 2658 nucleotides long. RefSeq lists its product as uncharacterized. Bases 130 to 966 code for a protein of 278 amino acids. The record is from RefSeq and is a predicted model, not a curated record. The transcript is spliced from 2 exons. Lineage: Eukaryota; Metazoa; Chordata; Aves; Passeriformes; Viduidae.
GCUGUGACACCGCAGACUGGCAUCACCAGGGCCUCUGCCACCCCACCAGGGUUGGGGGCCCUUCACUGGGGCCCCGCAGGUCACUGGGGAACCUCUUCACCAGCCUGUGCUGGAGACAGGGACGGUGCCAUGGGGCUCCUCAACAUCUUCACCCUGGGUGAGCUGGUGGCAGUCACGAUGGUGGUGCUGCAGCUCAUCCUGGUCACUGUCAUGCUACGGGACAAGCGUCUAUGGAGGAUCCAUCAGAACUCAACGCAUGCAAGCGCAGUGAGAGGCCGGCUGGAAGGGCAGAGCAAUGUGGACAGGGCACAGAGAUCAGCAGAGAUGGAGCUGCCCCAUGGCAGCUCCCCACGCGGUUCCAUGAGCUCCAGGAGGCGUUUCCCAAGGUUCAUCCGGAGCUGCCAGGACUCCCAGGCGCUCUUUGAGGAGCACCGCAAGGAGCUGGAGGCACAGGUGCCCCAGUGGCUGAGGAUGCAGAGGGGCUGCAGGGCGGCCCAGCCUGAGGUGCCCGUGGAGCCGAGGCUGCUGGGGGGCAAAGAGUCACCGCAGGGCCCCAGAGAGAAGCGGCCCGAGGCGGGCAGGGACAGCGCGGCCAAAAAGGACAAAGCCAAGGCCAAGAGACGAGGCAGCGGCAGCGCCCUGGAGCCAGAGCACGGCAGCAGCUGCACGGCCAUGGCCUGGUUCAUCCCCAGGGACGUGCAGAUCGCCGAGGCCGUGGGCACGGAGGGCAGCAGCAGCAGCAGCAGCAGCUCGCUGGGGCUGGCGUUCAGCAUCCAGAGCGCGGACCCGUGGUGGGGCCCGGCGCUGCCCCCCGCCCCACGGCCGCUGCCGCUGCCCGCGGGCCGGGGCCGGGAGCUGGGCCGGGAGCUGGGCCGGGCCCUGGGCAAGCUCCAGGCCCGGCUCGGGGGGUGCCUGGCAGCCUGGUGCAGCCACCGUCUCCCUCCGUGCUGCUGCCGCCGCCGCUGAGCCCCCGCUGCCCCCGCGGCGCGGAGCCGCAGGAACGGAAUGCGGCCGUGCCCGUGUUUGUGGCUGUGUCCGUGCCCAUGCCCUUGCCCCUGUCCGUGCCCGUGCCCGUGCCCGUGCCCGUCCGGAGCAGCCACGGCUGGCCCAGCCACUGCCACAUGCCCAGCCCUGCCCAGCCCGGCGGGCACCCCGGCCUGGAAGGGAGCUCAGGCAGGACCUGACUCUCCCAAACCCACGCUCUCCAGGCCUGGUCCCUGGGCACCUCAGACUUUUCCUCAUUCUUCGUCUCAAUGUUUCCUCGCAGCAAUGAAAAAAAAAAACAAACAAAAAAAAAAUACCCCAACCAAACCAAACCUAAGGUGGUAUUUGUAAAAGUUUUAGUGUCUUUCACAGCAGCAGCCACAUUAAGUUCUAGCCGGGCUUUGGUCCCUCUCGUUUUCCCCCUGCAGGACUUCAGGACAUCCUUGUCACCUCCUGCUUUGCUGCCCCUUCUUCCAAAGGCCAUCCCUCUCCAUUCCUGCUGCCUCCCUCCUUGCUUCCCUGAGAAUCCCAAACUCCUCCUUUGGUGCUCCCUGUGCCCAGGAGAGCCUCCCCCCAUCACAUCACUUCUUCUUCUUUUCUCUCUUCUUGUUUGCAUUUUGCCUUUCAAUGUUUUUUGUAAUUUGUUUCUAUUCUCUCACGAGUUUCUCACAGCCCUGUGCCCAAGGCUGCCGGGGCUCUCCCCUGGGCUCCUGGGUGUCACAAAGGGAUUCCUGACUGCCCCACGCUGUCACAAAGAGGGUUCUGGCUGCCCCACGAUGUCACACAGGGGGACUCUGCCAGACUGCCAGGCUAUAAAAGGGGCCCCACAGGAGCAGACAGUGCUGGGCACAACAGUCUGGCAGUGUCUUGGCAGACAACAGCCUCAGCUUCUGCCACCCCACCAGGGUUGGAUUUCCAUCACUGGGACUCCGCAGGUCACUGGGGAACCUCUUCACCAGCCUGUGCUGGUGACCUGGAGCUCCAGGGAUGGCACCAUGGGGUGCCCCAAGACCUUCAGCCAAGGUUCCUCCAAACCUCCCAAGCCCUCAGCAAGAAGCAUGGCAAGGAGCUGGAGGCACAGGUGCCCCAGUGGCCGAGGAUGCAGAGGGGCUGCAGGGCGGCCCAGCCUGAGGUGCCCGUGGAGCCGGGGCUGCUGGGGGGCAAAGAGUGGCCACAGGGCCCCAGAGAGAAGCGGCCCAAGGCGGGCACGGACAGCGCGGCCAAAAAGGACAAAGCCAAGGCCAAGAGACGAGGCAGCAGCAUGUUCCUGGAGCUGGGACAAGGCAGCAACCCCUCGGCCAUGGCCUGGUUCCCCCACCCUGCAGAAGGGCAGACCUUUGGCCCCAAGGCACCAAGGAACAUCAGCUCGCUGGGGCUGGGCAGGACCGUCGCCGCUCCUCGGGGCAGGGGAUCCCCGUCACUGCCCAGGCCCCGGCAGCAGGUGCCCGAGGAGAGUGGCAGGGGGCCAGGGUGUGGCCUCCUGGAGCUCUGCUCCUCCCUGAGGGACUUCGUGGUGGGCUGGUGGACACGACGCAUCCAGCGCCGCCGCAGCCGCCACGUCCACUUCGCCAGCCCCCUGGUGACAGUGAGGUACAUUGACUAGAGGGGCUGCGGACAUCGCCCUCCAAGAGCCUUGGAACUCAUUUCUCAUUAAUAAAUUAUCCAAACCCAUGA